This is a messenger RNA of Pyricularia pennisetigena, 333 nucleotides long. RefSeq lists its product as uncharacterized. The record is from RefSeq and is a predicted model, not a curated record. Gene Ontology annotation, cellular component: mitochondrial outer membrane. Bases 1 to 333 code for a protein of 110 amino acids. NCBI's taxonomy places the organism in Eukaryota, Fungi, Ascomycota, Sordariomycetes, Magnaporthales, Pyriculariaceae. Gene Ontology annotation, biological process: protein insertion into mitochondrial outer membrane; mitochondrial outer membrane translocase complex assembly. The transcript is spliced from 2 exons.
AUGUCGGCGCCCACGGGAUCAUACAUUCUCCCCGAGCCCCCGGCAGCGUCCGAUGAUCAGGACGAACUGGACUCGCUUCCAUCCAUCUCGACGAGCCUACUUGACUCCGAGCCCGACUCGGAAGCGCAGAGAGAAUGGGAGGAGAGUCUUGAGCAGUUGCAGCUGAUGCUGACAAUGGUCAUAAUACCGUUUACUGGCAAAUACAUGGGGCGCAAGUUUGCAUUCUGGAGCUGGGCACGAUACAUGGAAUGGAUGCACAAUGUUGAAAUCAGGUGGACGAACAAGAAGGCGUUUGCAGCCGCUGGUGUCAUCGAAGCUGCCGCAACAUUAUGA